Messenger RNA from Megalobrama amblycephala (Wuchang bream), 1345 nucleotides. It is a transcript of the gene tmem196b, whose product is annotated as transmembrane protein 196b. The coding region runs from base 353 to 730 and encodes 125 amino acids. The record is from RefSeq and is a predicted model, not a curated record. NCBI's taxonomy places the organism in Eukaryota, Metazoa, Chordata, Actinopteri, Cypriniformes, Xenocyprididae. The transcript is spliced from 4 exons.
AGGGAUGACUUCAAAAACCCAGAAGACUAAUUCGCCGCUAGUUCCCUCAAGAUUUUCUAUGGAGUUUUAUAAUGGUGUUUUUCAAUUUAUGAGUAAAAUAAAGCCUAUGGUAAACAUAAAAGUAAACUGAAGGCAUGAAGAAAUUAUUUUCACAGGAAAAAAAACAACAUUUUGAUGAUCAAAUAUGAGUUUUAAGGGAUAAAAUUAUUGACUGCAGGGGGACUUUAAAUAAGUUUUAUUAUAACAUAUUUGUCACUAUUAUGUUCAGUUUAGUUUAAUUUGUGGACUUUUAAUUUGUAUUUCUUCAGUUCCUGUUUUCCUUUGUUUGAUUUCCCACCAAUCUUUAGUUACUAUGGUCACCGUCAUUUUUCUUGUCUGUGGACUAUGUGGAAUACUGUGUGCCAAGAAGAGAACUGGACUGACUAUGAUCCUGUUUUCAGCCUGUUGCAUCUGUGGACUUAUUGGGGGAAUUCUCAACGUCCAGUUUGUGCGUGCAAUGGUGAAACGGACGAACAGCUUGUACUCUCUGCACCUGGUCUUCCUCUGCCUGGCCAGCCUGGGCAUCUUGGGCUGCACCCUCUCCACCUGGCUCACCUGCAGACUCGCCAGCAGUGAACAGAAAAGAAUGUUUCUGGAAAGGGAUCUGUCCCUGCAUCAUUCCGUGGAGAUGGGCGACAAGGAAGUUCCAGUGAAGCAUGCUAAGCACAACAGGAGCACCUCACUGCCAUAAAGCUUCCAACCAUCGGAUUUGCAUAGGUUUUUAUCAGAAAGACUCAUUUCAUUCUCUGUUCCAAUUACCAGGCUGUUUUCAAAGCACCUUGCAAAAUCGCUAAUCAAGGAUUUUGUGCUCUGAAAGGCAAAAUGCAAAAACAUUGCAGCCGCAGAAGGAAAACCUAUUGCUGUUACUUAAUAACUAAGGACAAGUAGGCUGGUCAAUGACCCUGUGAAUGGUUGCUGCUAAAAUUCGGAAUUUGCAAUACAACAGCGACAUCUGCUGGUGAAACGUGUCAGCACCUAAGUGGAGCACGAAGUGCCUAACAGCAGAAGAAGAAAGCAACCAGGGUCGACUUUUUAACGUGUGCUGAAUUGCCCUAUAUCGCAAUGGAAAGCGCUCGAGCGUAUUGUUGUUACAUUCUGGCUUCUUCGACUUUUAUAAUCACUGACACGUUUGAAACCCCUGUUGUUGAAACCUAUUGUAUAAAAGCAAAGGAAUAUGUGCUUUACCUUUUGUUUUGACCCCUUUCCCUUCCGCCAAGACCAUCAAGAAAUGGACCUUCAUAAUACCUUAAUAACUUUGUGUCUGUUUUAUGCUCUGAGAUCAAAGUAAUUAUCUCUCUAUAUGCAA